This is a messenger RNA of Diachasma alloeum, 1115 nucleotides long. RefSeq names its product carbohydrate sulfotransferase 11. Gene Ontology annotation, cellular component: membrane. The record is from RefSeq and is a predicted model, not a curated record. Gene Ontology annotation, molecular function: sulfotransferase activity. The transcript is spliced from 6 exons. The coding region runs from base 63 to 1115 and encodes 350 amino acids. NCBI's taxonomy places the organism in Eukaryota, Metazoa, Arthropoda, Insecta, Hymenoptera, Braconidae. Gene Ontology annotation, biological process: carbohydrate biosynthetic process.
GCAACAUCGGCCAAAACAGGAAUAAAAUUCUCGGAUUCAUGCGGUAAGAGGAUCAUCGAUGAAUGAAUAACAUGUGUAGGAAAUCGAGGCAGAUAGUUCUAUUACUUUUCAUCUUCGUGUUUGUAUUUGGUGCUGUUGUUGUUCUUGUGAAACAUGUGAUGCAUCGCGAUGGGGGAGGGCAAGUGCGGUAUAAUAAAAAUUCAAUGCGCGAGUUGGAGGCGAGAAAUAACCGGAGAAUUAGAAAACUUGAAGAGACGUGUAAAAAUUAUAAUUUGGGAUUUUAUAAAAUGGAGACACAGAGGGAUCUGAUAAAAUAUCCGCCAGCACCUCAGUAUUCUGUGUUCUACAUCGAUACCGUUCAUCAAAUAUCUUACUGCCCGAUCUACAAAGCUGGCUCCACAACGUGGCUGCACAACCUCUGCCGGCUAAUGAACAUAUCCGAAACUGAGCUCGCAAAAACCAAAGAUCAGAUAUCGACAAUUGCCCGGCGCCUAAUACCCGAGAUGGAUUAUCCGGAAGCCGAGGAGGCGAUGAGGAGUACCACAAAAUUCCUGGUCGUUCGCCAUCCAUUCGAGAGACUGUUGAGCGCUUAUCGGGACAAACUCGAGAACUCUGUGGCUGGGAGAGAGCACGGUACACUGCAUUUUUAUCGGAAAUACGGAGCUACGAUUGUACAGAAAUAUCGAGAUGACAGUUUUAUACCCCCGAGGGAGGACCAAGUUAUCCACCGAGAGGGUGUUUCAAGGCCCACCGGAAUUGAGCCAACUUGGCGGGAAUUUGUUGAGUACCUAAUUGACACUGAUUUAGGAAGUUAUGGGGACGAUCACUGGAUGCCGUACUAUCUCUAUUGUACACCUUGUUCCGUUGAUUACACGAUCAUAGCUAAGGUGGAGACCUUGAAUGACGAUCAGACGUUCGCAAUUGAGCGGAUGGGAUUGACCGGCAAGAUAAAACCAAUCUGGAGACACAGUGGUGGACAAUCAGAUGCCUCGAGUGUCUAUUUCAGUCAAUUAACACCCGAUCACAUAACUCAACUGUACGAAAAGUUUAAACUGGACUUCGAGAUGUUCGAUUACACUUCAGACAAUUAUUACCAGUACUCAGAGGACAUUUAA